CUGCACAGAGUAAAUAUGGCUAACGCUGUGGCUUCCUAUGACCAGCUGGCCCACCAGGUGGAGGCGCUCCGCAAGGAGAACUCCCACCUGAGGAGGGAGCUGGAGGACAACUCCAACCACCUGUCCAAACUGGAGACCGAGACGACCGGCAUGAAGGAGGUGCUGAAACAGCUGCAGAGUAAACUGGAGCAGGAGGCAGGAACUCUGGCCUCGUCCGGGCGCAGCGACGUGCUGCACCAACUCAAAGAGCUCCACAUGGACCUCACAAACUACUACGAACUCAAACACCAACCUCACAACCUGCGCCUGCUAACAGGCAGCCUCGGGGGGAUGGGGCCAGCGGGGAUCGGAGGGGCGGAGCUAGAUGAUCGCUUGGCUCUGCCCUGCUCCUCCUCUUCGGUGGCAGCGGUGAGCAGAGCGAGGAGCCCACUCAGAGCUUCAUCCCGUCUAAGCGUGUGUCCUGGAGGUGAGGCUGCCGACGUCAUGCUGUCGCCUCACUUCCUGGACGGAGCCCCACCCAAAACAGCUGUGAUCAGUGGGGCGGAUGGACGACAGAGUGACCACCAUCUAGAGGAGCUGUACAAGGAGAGGAACCUUCUGCUGGGUGAGAUCGACCGGGAGGAGAGGGAGCGCUGUUGGUACUUCAGCCAGCUGGAGGCGCUGUCACAGAGACUUGCUCAGCUUCCUCGCAUAGACACAUUCUCUCUGCAGAUGGACCUGAUCCGACAGCAGCUGGAGUUUGAAGCUCAGCAGGUUCAGUCUGUGAUGGAGGAGCGCUUCGGCACCAGUGAUGAGGUAGUGCAGAGGACGCAGAUGCGUGUUGCUCGUCUGGAGCAUCUGGAGAAAGAGCUGCAUGAGGCCCGAGGCAGUCAGGAGAGCCAGCUACAGCUGUCCGGAGCAGAGAAGCCCCCUGCUGGAGAGCCGGAAAACAACACAUCGUCAUCUGCUGCAGCAGGAACAGACGCUCCUGCAGAUGGAGGCAGCAAGGUGGAGAUGGUGUUCUGGCUACUCUCUAUGCUUGCUAACAAGGACAAGGAGGAGAUGUCUCGCACCCUUCUGGCUCUGUCCAGCUCUCAGGACAGCUGCAUUGCCAUGAGGAAGUCAGGCUGCGUCCCCCUGCUGGUUCAGAUCCUGCAUGAGGCUCCGGUUGGCACCAGCGGACCUGGAGAGACAGCAGCCAGUGGUCCAGCGACGGGCUGCAGCAGAGAGGCCAAAUCCAGAGCCAGUGCCGCCCUCCACAACAUCAUUUACUCACAGCAGGACGAGGGACAGGCCCGCAGGGAGAUGAGGGUACUGCACAUGCUCGAGCAGGUCCGGACUUACUGUGACAGUGGCUGGGACUGGAUCGAGAGCCAUGCAGGGACUCCUUCACCCGGAGGAACUAGAACUACUGACAUCCCUGAACCCGUGGACCCUCAGAUCUGUCAGGCCAUGUGCGCCGUCAUGAAGCUUUCCUUUGAAGAGGAGUACCGACGUGCCAUGAAUGAAUUAGGUGGUCUGCAGGUGGUGGCUGAUCUGAUCCACUUGGAGCAGGACAUGUACGGCAUGCAAAACGACCCCAUCAACAUGGCGCUGCGCCGCUACUCAGGGAUGGCGAUGACUAAUCUUACCUUUGGAGAUGUUGUCAACAAGGCCACCCUGUGUUCAAAGAAGAGCUGCCUCCAGGCUCUGGUAGCCCAGCUGGCCUCAGACAAUGAGGAGCUCCACCAAGUGGUCUCCAGCAUCCUGAGGAAUCUGUCCUGGAGAGCUGACAUUAACAGCAAGAGAGUCCUCCGAGACAUCGGUUGUGUGUCUGCGCUGAUGACCUGCGCCCUGCAGGCCACCAAGGAGUCAACCUUAAAGAGUCUCCUGAGCGCUCUGUGGAACCUGUCCGCUCACAGCAUCGACAACAAGGUGGCAAUCUGUUCAGUGGACGGAGCUCUGGGCUUCCUGGUCAGCACACUCACAUACCGAUGUCAGACCAACUCGCUCGCCAUUAUUGAGAGCGGCGGAGGAAUCCUUAGGAAUGUGUCCAGUCUGGUUGCCACACGAGAAGACUACAGGCAAAUCCUCAGGGACCACAAUUGCCUCCACACUCUGCUUCAACAUCUGCGCUCCCACAGCCUGACCAUUGUGAGCAACGCCUGUGGGACUCUCUGGAACCUUUCUGCCAGAAGUUCAAGAGACCAGGAGCUACUGUGGGACCUAGGGGCAGUCAGCAUGCUGCGUAACCUGAUCCAUUCCAAGCACAAGAUGAUAGCCAUGGGCAGCGCUGCAGCUCUGAGGAACCUCCUCACCAAUCGACCCCUGAAAUAUAAGGAUGCUGCAGUUGUAUCCCCUGGCUCCUGCAUGCCUUCACUAUACAUGAGAAAACAGAAGGCCCUGGAGGCAGAGCUGGACGCAAAACACCUGGCAGAGACUUUUGACACCCUUGAGAAACAGAGCCCUAAGCACCUGGCCCUCAACAGGCCGCUAAGGCACAUUGAAAGUCUUGCAAAGGAUUACGCAUCUGAUUCUGGUUGUUUUGAUGAUGACGAGGCCCCCAACGUCUCCAGUAGCCUGGACACUGGCAGCUUCUCUAUGCUGUCCAUGUUCCUAACCAACUCUAACUUCCAGCAAAACCAACCACGAAAGAGGGACAGUGAACCAGAAAGGGACAUUGACCCUCCACAGAUGGCAGAGAAGAGACAUGCACCUACUGAUGACGUGGUAUCUGCCGCUGCAGAGAAGCUAGCGAAAAAGAUCACUAACACAGUAGCAAAGAUUGACAGGUUAGUGGAGGACAUCACCAUGCACACAUCCUCAGAGGACAGUUUCAGCCUCAGCUCUGAAGACCACCUGGCAGACUGGCCUUACGGGAUGGACGAACUCAAUGAAGCUCGGGCAAAAUCAUGCUCUCCCUGCCGUCUGUCGGAUACAAGCAGCUUGACCCACAGAGAACGCCUCAAUAGAGCUCAUGCUCUUUUGCGCCUCAAAACUGCACAUACAAGUGUAUCAACUGACAGUCUCAACAGUGGAAGCACCAGUGAUGGCUACUGCGGCAGCAAAGACCAAGUGCGACCUGCUCCAAGAGCUCUCAUGAUGCAACAGCGACCUAACCAACUUGAUCUAAAGGUGGCCCAUCAAGAUUACUUUAAUGUAGGACCUGCUGUCCCCAACAAGACUAACCAUCAAGAUAUUCCUGAGAGAGAUUCUGUGGACAACAAAGAUGUGACAGCAUUAGAGCUCAGCAGCACAGAUCCAGAGAAAAAUCAGGAUCAGACUGCACAUACACCUGUCAGUGUGUCUACAAAAGUCUCCUCUGAUGUCAGCAUGACUUCAAUUAAACUCUCACCAACUUAUCAACAAGUCCCGCUUAUACAGAGUGUGGCCAAGUUUGGUGUAGCAAAGACAACCAUCAAUGUUCAGGCUGCACAAGCAAUGAGGAGGCAAGCAUGGGUACCGACUGUGAUGACUGGAGGGAGUAUUACAAAGUUUUCUCCAAUGACGUCCACCAGGAGCCCGACCAUUGGGACGAUGGAGACAGUUCAGAAAUACUCUGUGGAGAACACGCCCAUUUGCUUCUCCCGCUGCAGCUCACUCUCCUCACUGUCUUCUGGGGACGGAGCACUGGAUGGGCAGAGUGAAAAUGAGUUGGAGAGUGACUCCUCAUUAGAAAUAAUUGAAGUGGAAGAUGAAGAGGUAGUGAAAAGAGUUGAAGAGGAUGAAACCUUGGAGGAUCUGAGUGACAGCCAGCUACUGAUGACCGACUCCAAAACAUUCCCCAGCAAAGAAACCGACCCAAUUGAGAUCCCUUGUCCUUCCAAAAGGGAAAAGGUGUUCCUCAGGGGAGCUUCACCAGCUGUACUUGAAGACAGAUCUCCAUCCAGUUCAUCUGAAAACUACAUCCAUGAGACACCCCUGGUAAUGAGUCGCUGUAGCUCAGUGAGUUCACUGGGCAGCUUUGAGUCUCCCUCUAUUGCCAGCUCGAUCCAAAGUGAUCCAUGCAGCGAGAUGAUUGAUGGAACAAUAAGUCCCAGUGAUCUUCCUGACAGCCCGGGGCAAACAAUGCCUCCUAGCCGAAGUAAAACUCCAUGCUGCGUUGAGUCAAACGGACCAGAAACACAGACCACAGUGACAGCAGGCCAGUGGGAAAGUAGCCUGCGAAAGUUCAUGGAGAUCGCAGACUCCAAGGAGAGGUUCAACCUUCCGCCUGACCUGGACACCAUGAUCUACUUUACUGUGGAAAAGCCGACUGAAAAUUUCUCUUGUGCUUCGAGCUUAAGCGCUCUGCCUCUUCAUGAACACUACAUUCAGAAAGAUGUGGAGCUGAAACUGACCCCCCUGCUCCAGCAGAAUGACAAAAACCUUCAUUUCCCUGAUGAGGACGAACAAGGACUGGAACACGGGGAGAGAUACAGUGAAGGGAACUCGGAUGAUGACAUAGAAAUCUUAAAGGAAUGCAUCAACUCAGCAAUGCCCUCCAAGUUCAGGAAAGUAAGACCUUCUCUGAUGACUACCAUCCCUUCUCAUAUCCUCAGCUCUCAGAUCCGGAAACCCAUACAUCUCCCAGUGUAUAGGAUUCUCCCCAAUGGCAAAACCCAAGUGUGUACUGGAAGGAGAAUUGUUAUCCCACAGAUGGACCAUAAAUUUGAUGAUUCAUCCUUCACUGACUCAGCAGAAGGUACUCCUGUCAACUUCUCCAGCACAACAUCACUGAGUGAUGAAACACUUCAGUACCCAGUGAAGGAGAGGGGGGCCAAAGACUGCACCGCCAGAGGCAUUAACAAACAGGAGUCUCUCACUGAUGAGGCAAAGAGGAUCGAGGACUUGAGGAUUUUCUCACACUUUCACAAACCCAACAGGAUGAAUUACCCUCCCGAGAUACAAGUGAACCGAACAACCAAACAUGUUGUUCCCACUCAGAGGGUGCUGAUGCAGAGCAAAGAGGUAGCUGACAGAGUGGCCAGCCAAAGAAAUCGUGAUCAGUCUCCUAAUCAACGAAAGAAGACGCAAGGUCAAGGUCAAAAUAGGAAGCUGGAGCUGCCUGUCAUAAAGCAACACACAGACAGUAACCUUAAUGUGGGAUCACAAAAAGGAAAGGCUCUCUAUCGCCAAAUGACACGCUCUUCAGAGGACAGCAUUGGCUUCUACAAUGAUAAUGAGACAGAGGAAGCAGUGAAACGAACAAGUAGAAAACAGAUCAGGGAAGCCAGCAGGAAUAAUCUCUCAAGGAGCAUGACAAAUAUUGGCAGGAUUGAUAAUUCCCAGGGAAAGACUCGAGGGUUUCAAAGGAUAAAACAGAACCUGAUAAACGACGAGUCCCUGGCAUGUUACUCCCUCAGCUCUUCUCUUAGUUCACUUAGUGAUGCAGAGUUUGAGGAUCAGAAAUCAAAAGCCCAGCAAAUAUGGUACAAGAACCGGCACAACAAGACACUCAACAUGGUGCAACAUGCAAAGCCUCUGACCAUUCACAGCCAAUACGAAGAGCCCAGCUCGCCAAGCUCUGUCAGCAUGGAUUCAGAGGACGACCUCCUUCAGAAAUGUAUUACAUCUGCCAUGCCCAAGCAGAGAAGGAAGCUUGCUGCUCGAAAGAAGAAAGCAGAAAACAACCAAAAGCAGAAGCAAAAGGCAUUGGAAGUGUGGAACAUGGAUGAGGAAAUGGAUAGUGACGAUACAGCAUGGGAUAAAGAUUCAGAUCUCAACAGUGUUGAAUGGAGAGCAAUACAGGAAGGUGCUAACUGUGUUGUCACUGGGCUGCAAGCAUCAAAGUCUCAAGAUCCAUCCUCUGAAGAGACUGAAUCAGUCCUGUCAUUUAUGUCAACAUCCAGCUUUACACCCAAAGAAAGGAAGUUUGCUAAAGACAAGAAGCCUAACAAACCUCUAGACUUCACUCAACGCAAGCCAGUUCAAAAUCUACCUGUGGUUUUCAGGGGCAGGACAGUGAUCUAUACACCGAAAAAAGAGACUGCUCCAUCACAAAGACCUCCUCCCAGAAAAGUACCAACCAAGACUGAUGCUCCAAAGAACCCAAACCUCGCUCAGCACAGAUCCAAGAGCCUUCACCGAUUAGGCCAUCCCCAGGACAUUGAACUGUCUUUGCCAAAGAGGAGCUCAACACCACCUCCAAGGAUACCAAAAAGUUCAUCCUCUGGAUCAUCGCAAAGCUCUACGACAUCCAAACCAUCCCAGAAGAAGAUAACAUCCCCUACUCAGACCAACAGAACAAACCAGAAAAGGAAUGCCUCACCAGCUACGAGCCCACCAGCCAGUAGCCCUCCUGAAAGAAAGGGACGCUCACCUGUGGUGAAUCAAAAUGAGAAAUCCCCACCACCCAAGACUCAAAAGUCCCCUGUCAGAAUCCCUUUUAUGCAAACUUCAGUAAGGCCCAGACCACUGUCACCUCUGGUAACAAACCAAGUAACCAACAGGCCGAACAAUCAGGUUAACGGGAAAAGAGUGCCACCCGCCAACCGAUUUGAAAUGGUCAGGAUGACCUCUGUCCACUCAAGUGGCGGUGAGACUGAUCGUAAUGGAUUCCUCAGACAGCUAACUUUCAUCAAGGAAUCAAAAACAGUGCGGAGACGUGAUGGCUCUCCACGCAACAUGCCUGGGUCACAGAAUGGAUCCCCCCACAGAACAGCUCCUGGAGCCACAGCUGUCUUCCUUUGCUCAUCACGCUGUCAGGAACUCAAGGCAGCUGUGCAAACCCAGAGAAGGGUGCAAGUAAAUAGUCCAGGACAAAGACAGCAAGUCCAGAGGCCAGACAGUGGCCUCCAGAAGCAGACCACAGCUCUCUCGAGAGCAACCUCCAGUGAAAGGGACCUGUCUGCACGACGCCCAGGCAGGAGAACGAGCUCAGAGAGCCCCUGCAGGGUGGCUCAGCGAAAUGGGCCUAGCAGAGUGUCUGGAGCCAGGCAGAGACAAGACACAGAUACCUUUAAACGCCACGCCUCAUCACCAAGUAUUAACAUACUGAGCAGAGUGACCAGCCGCUCUUCCCUCCGCUCUUCAUCAUCUGAUUCGAGUGGUCGUGCAAAGAGCGAGGAUGAAACAAAGAAGAAGGGGCAGAGAUCUGCAUCUCGGCUUAAUGACAGAGUCACUUGGAGGAGGAUCAGGGAUGAAGAUGUACCUCAGAUCUUGAAAAGCACUCUGCCAGCCAAUGCAUUACCUCUGGUGCCUUCUCCUGAUGGAGAAAAGCCAAAGCCACCAGCUCUUCCAGGAAAACUGCCAACCAUUCUACUUGCUUCUCGCAAAACAAGUGAUGCUACAGUCCAGACAGAAGAUUUUUCAAACAAGACCAACUCAAGCACCUCUCCAACAGUUGACGCCACUCAUGUGAUCACAGAGGAGGCUGCACGACUAGCGCUGCUCAGAAAGUUUAGUGCCAACUCUGGGGGAAACCUCCAGGAUGGAGAUUCAGAAGGCUCCCUGAGAAGCUACAGCACUGUUUCUACAGGAACAACAGACAGCCAUGUGGGUGGAGUCGUUCAUUUCCGCCAAGGAUCCCCUAGCAAGGCUGCCCGAAUCCCCCCGUUUAAUUACACCCCAAGCCCCAUGGCCAGCUGCCUGCAAGACACACAGAACCAAGCAGGCACAAUCAGCGAGAAGUCAGGGGAAAAAAGCGAGUCCUAGGACAUUCAGUGGACAUCAUGGACAACUCUACUGUGUUCCUAUAUGAACUCAGCACUCAGGUGGACAGAAUAGGAGUGUGCUGGUCCCUAUACCUCGGGUUUUGACCCUUUACUUUCCCCCUGAACUGCAUUUUUUGUUUUUCUCACUGAACAGUUGAUAAAAGCUUCCAUCUACCAUUCAUACAGGGUUGGAUGUAUGCAUUGAGGCAGGUCUGACAAGAGCAGACCUUCAAUAACUUUUAGAGGUGCACUUCAGAGGAACAGAAGAGCAUCAUUUUGUACUUUUUUUGUAUUUGUAGAAUAAUCAUUGCCUGGUUAAAAAAAAAGUAGUGAAAACAUCAAAGAAAAAACAGUUACCUUGAUUUCAGCACAUAAUUCACCGUUGGUCUCCUGGACAGAAUCGAUGUAAGAACAAUAUUAUGCAAACUUCUGAAGGAUUACUCAGCUGGACUUCUACCUGACCGGGUAGAAACUGUGGCGGACUGUUGACGGACUCUCACAGAGAACACAAAUACACUGACAUGAAUAGACUUUUCUUACAUACAUUGUGUCAAAUGCUUCAAGCUCUGUCUCACCAUUCAACUGAAUAUGAUACACUGUUAGCCUUGCCUGUUAAAUAAGAAGUCCAGUGUGGUUCGGGAUAUAAUUUUAAUUGAAAAAAAUGUCCUUAAAUUAAUAAUGCAAGCACCUAAAUUCCAUUUGUCCUCAAUUUUCUUAUUAUACCCAGUUCAAAGCUCAAAGACGACCAGUUUGUGAGCCAUAAAAGUUAACUUAAGGAGAAAAAGUCGGACUGAGUGAACUGAUGAACUAUUACCUACUGAUUUAAGGGUUUUGAGGGCUGGUAUUAUGGAUAAAAUCAAGGUGUUUAUACACAUUGACGCAAAAAAUGCUCUGUAAUCAUACUUAUGGAUUUGUAACAUUUUACACAAGACACAUUUUAUGAGGUUUUAAUUUGGGUACAAAGUAAGCCACAUUUUGCAGGUUGCUGAGACAUGCUCAUAUUAUUAGUUUGAGGGUAUCAUUUAUCAAUAAUUUUGGCCCCCGAAUCCCACCGGACUCCAGAACCUUCUAGAAAAUAUUAUAGCAACUAGUGUGAUUUCCCAAGCUAUCAGCUGACUCUGGUUAACCUCACUCUCUCCUGUAGUCUUUGUCUGGAUUAAUAUUGUAAAUAACAUGCUGAUAUACAAAAUCUCCAAAGCUUCCAGUGGGCAAAAGAGUCUCUGUGUUACUCCCUGACAGCAUGCUAGUAUAUUCACUGACUGCAUACAUACAUAUACACACAAACAUACACACACACACACACACCUGUGAACGCUGGAUAACAGUGUCGUUGUUAUACAGUGGUACAAUGCUUUCUACAGCCUGAAGAGAGCACUACUAGCCAUCUGUUUUCAAGUGCUGCAAAGACCUAUAAGCUCUGAACUGUCAGCGUAGAUGAUCAAAAACCUGUUAAUCAAACUCAGUGACAUUGUAUUUGUGUUGCUACUAGAUCCAGGCACUGUUUGCUGUCUAGAAACAAAAUAUCUGAUUCUGGUUGGAUUUUGGGUCUCUGGACGUGAGUCCUCACAGAAGUUAUCCUCUGAAAGUCCUCUUAACGUGUUAAUAUCUGCUUAACUGUGUUGCUGUAAAAGUAGUGAUAGGUCGAGAAGAAGUCAAAUAUAAAGACGAUGAAUAUUCUCUGUAGUGUACCAUCACUCCUUCAUGUGUGCCGGAGAUCAAUGACAGAGCAGUGCAGUGUGGAACCAAUAUAAAGGGGUUGUUUAUUCCUAAAGAUAAGGUUCUGUUUAAGUACUGCCACCCUGGUGUAUUUCCAAAGCAUGUUUGAGUACAAAUAAUGCCCAAGUAGCUUUUGAAUGCAGACCUCCCAUCGUGAGACAUGUCCGUGAUGUGCCACCAAAACCUACUGCUUCUUUUGAGUAAUGAACACACACAGACACGCACACAUUGUUAAUUUACUUGGAUAAGCGACAAAGAGAGUUUCAGCCUGUGAAAUAAAAAUACGUAAUAAUUUGAACACCUGUGGAUGUAGAGUUCAUAUGUAAAGAAUAGCUGUAAAAUAAUAGUUAACGUCUGGCACAGAUUUAGCCUAGUGGUUAAGUCAUGUGCCUCUACAGCACGCGGCUUGUGUUUGAUUCCAGCCGGCAGCCCCCAUUCCUGCAUGCCAUUCCCCAAAGAGUUAAAGUCUACAUGAAAUUUGUGUGCAUAGAUCAACAGCACUGUUAUACAAAUACUGAGUGAAUUGUUUGGUGGACAUUUAAAUAAAAGAAGGAAUCUGUUACGUGACACAUUUUUGUAACCUUACCUGUAAAUGGAAAGACUAAAAAACUGAUUUAUUUUAGUCUAUAAACAAAUGUAAUUUCUCUUUGUCCCUUACUGUAGCCGACACCUUUCAGCUUGAAGUCGGGUGUUCUAUACUCAAAAGGCAGAUUUUUGGUUGGAUAAUCACUAAACAGCCCCUAAAGGUAAAGUCAGGAUAAAAGAUGAAAAGGUGUGAAUGAUGCACGGGGAGUUUGGCUCCAUGUUUUAAAGCCAUUGGAAGGUCCUGGGAGUGUGUACGCCUUCACUGUCUGCGGCCUUGCUCACGAAAGUCUGGCUGGAGACUUCAGUUCAGUUCAGACUGAUGCAGAUCUACCUUCCGUCUGUAUUUUGCUGUCACUUCUUGUGAUUCACAUUAAAUAUGAAACUAUUCUAAAAAGUAAAUGAAUUCAACUUUCAGAGGUCUGAAUCAGUCAUCAAAUAAGAACAUGUGAUAAACCAUUGGAGUGAAGCAGAGAAGAACAUCCAAAGUUCUUAGAUGGUUUAGGUCCCAGCCUUUCAGGCGUGAUCACGGCCACAGAGGUGUGUGGCGUCAUGUGACAUAGGCGAAGCAACAGAGAGGCGUGUCAUUAUAAAUGUUUCAUCCAAUAAAAAGUGACGUGUUUCAUUAAA
Molecule: messenger RNA, 10520 nt
Organism: Notolabrus celidotus (New Zealand spotty)
Lineage: Eukaryota; Metazoa; Chordata; Actinopteri; Labriformes; Labridae
Gene: apc2
Product: APC regulator of WNT signaling pathway 2
Exons: 13
Coding region: 16-7593 (2525 amino acids)
Biological process (GO): pattern specification process; positive regulation of protein catabolic process; negative regulation of canonical Wnt signaling pathway
Cellular component (GO): catenin complex; cytoplasmic microtubule; beta-catenin destruction complex
Molecular function (GO): gamma-catenin binding; microtubule binding; beta-catenin binding
Source: RefSeq, a predicted model, not a curated record